AUGCUGUCGGCUCCAGCAGUGUUCAGCAUGUCUUUUGUAGCUGACGCUGGUGGCUACUUAUCCGUCCGGUUCAUGAUCGGUUUCUGUCUAGCCACCUUUGUGUCAUGUUCAUACUGGACCAGUGUGAUGUUUACUGGAAAGAUCAUUGGACUCGUCAACGGAUGUGCCGGUGGUUGGGGAGACAUGGGAGGAGGCGUGACUCAGUUACUCAUGCCGAUGGUCUUCCACAUCAUCAAAGUCGCUGGAGCCACUCCUUUCACGGCAUGGAGGAUCGCGUUCUUCAUCCCCGGCUUUCUUCAGGUUAUCAUGGGGAUUCUAGUGCUCACUCUUGGACAAGAUUUUCCUGAUGGAAACCUAAGUACUCUGCAGAAGAAAGGAGACGUUUCUAAAGACAAAUUAACCAAGGUGCAUGAUUAAUCCGAUUC
Brassica napus (rape) is the source of this 425-nucleotide messenger RNA. RefSeq names its product high affinity nitrate transporter 2.6-like. The record is from RefSeq and is a predicted model, not a curated record. Gene Ontology annotation, cellular component: plant-type vacuole membrane; plasma membrane. Gene Ontology annotation, molecular function: nitrate transmembrane transporter activity. The coding region runs from base 1 to 417 and encodes 138 amino acids. Lineage: Eukaryota; Viridiplantae; Streptophyta; Magnoliopsida; Brassicales; Brassicaceae. Gene Ontology annotation, biological process: cellular response to nitrate; nitrate transmembrane transport. The transcript has a single exon.